Chara braunii is the source of this 2892-nucleotide messenger RNA. Lineage: Eukaryota; Viridiplantae; Streptophyta; Charophyceae; Charales; Characeae. The record is from the annotation of a GenBank genome assembly.
CACGCACCUACUAUAUCCGCUUCAAACCCUAGAUGACCCCCAACGAACUUGAAUGGAUGAAGCUUCAGGAAAGACGGGCGAAUCCUUGGGUUAGGUUCGUCCAACCUCCUCCCAUGACUGCCCUCUCCCUUAAGCAGUUUGCAGAAGCCUUCUUCGGAGCCGUCAAAAAUCAGGAAGGGAAGUGGACGACAGAUGCCGAAGGCAAGGAAUCGGUGCGCUUUGACCUGCAACCGCCGCUCAAGAGCCAGGCCCUGGAGCGCUUCUCGAUGGACCAAGCGUACUACGGUCAACCAGAGAGACGAUGUGUUACUAGUGAGACGCCGUGGUGCGAAAACUGCCACAAACAUGGCCAUUCGGCGGAAGCAGGACGAUACUUGACGCAGGCGGAGACCAAGGAGGAAAUGAUCUACCGAGAACACCGUCUUAAGAACAACCUUGGCCUGCCGGAGGAUGAACACACGGAGAUUGCGGCAUGGGCGCACUUCGAAAGCGAAUAUGAUCAAAUAAUUUUUGCCGAAAUCACCAUGAGCGACAACCUUGGGUAUGUGAAGGAGAUGGGGGAUGCAGCCCUCCUACCACACCAGAAGAAAGCGUCUCAUGCUGAGGUACAGGGGGGCAGGGACACGAAGAAUGACAAUCGAAGGCUGGGCAGAGGCCACCACCGCCGCGCCGUUGACGAAGACCGAGCAGAACGAGACGACGAAGAAACUCACAGAUGUCGGGGGAACGCACAGACAACAGGGAGGAGUGCUAUGGAGAUCGAUCUGAGAGGGCAAGAAGAGGAGCCUGGACCAAAACAACAGGGAGAGCAGCUGCAAAACCUAGGCGAAAACCGAAAGGCCAAGAGCAAGCAAAUGGAAGACAAGAAAGCUGAAGACUCGCCUAGGCCAAAGACGGAAGGGAUGAGCGAUAUGGAGGUGGAUAUCAGAGGACAAGAAGAGAAGAUUGGACCAAAGCAACAGGGAGUACAGCAGCCAAACUCGGACGAAAAUCAUGAGGUCAACGGCAAACAAACGAAAGAGAGGAGAGCUGAGCACCCGAAUACCGCGCAACGAUUGAUGAUCGGGAGGGGUAACCGAUCAGGGAGUGCUGACGGGGACAAGAGCCAGCAGAGGCUGGCGGGCUGGAGGACACAAGGGGGAUGGCUACAUGAGUGUUCAGGAUCGGCACAAGAGGCAAGGCGAUCGGAGGAAGACCCCCUGUGGACCUCCGCAAAACAGAUGGGGGAGAAAGGCAAAGUGGAGGGGGGCGAUGACCCUGGGCACUCUCAGAUCUUGCAAGGAUUGAACGACCUCCGCCUGGGAAAGCCGCAUCCGUCAACGCUUAUUCUACCUAAGAACCAAACGCAACUCGAACAUGAGGCAAGGCAAGAAAUUGAGUCGCUCUGGAAUGCCAGCAUAGAAGAACCGCAGAUCUCGUUGGCGGGGAAAAAAAGAAGUAGGGCACAGAAAAAGAUGAGGGUGGCCCUUUCGGGAGCGUUGGCGCAAGAAACGAGUGCUUCAGAAGCGGAAAAUCUAAAACGUCAGCGGCUCCUUUUGAGAACGCCAAUGGACCAGCCUCACACGCUUACGGCUAUGAAGACGCAAGAGCAACAGACAAAUGUGGGGCCGGAAGAACAGGCGGAUCCGGAACCCGACACGACAUGGGCCAACCCCCUUGUUCUCAGCAGCUCUGCCUCCCUCUCGCUUCACCCCCUGAACGAGAUGGAACUGACGGAAUUCCAGAGGGUGGAGGAGGAGGAGAACCCGGGACCGAUACAGCAAGCGGAAGAGAAUCACGCGUUCAACGACAUACAUGUGCAACGCAUGCUGGUGCUAGAUGGGAGGUUUGAUGAGCUCCGACAACAAGACCGCCUUCGAAUUGUCCCCCUGGUGCUGCGUAUAUGGGAGGCCAAGCUCCAGCUAUUGUUGUGCCAACUGCAAAAGGAGACGAGACUGCCGACUAUCCCAUUCCUUAAAUUUGCUGGCCACCACUCCAUCCAGAAGGCGAUUGCAAUGGUGGAGAAAUGGCUUGGUCCGGACUGUGACGUGCUGCCAAUGAAGGGCGUGUCGGCGAUCCGACUGUUAUUACGAUCAGAAACUGGCGAGAGUCUUGGAGCUUAUUGCUUCAUGCUAAGAGCGGAAUCACAGAAGCAUGUUGACCGACUAGUAGCCCCCCGACUGGAAUGGGCAGAUUUAGAGCCCCUCACUGUAGAUCUUCCGAAUAUGGACGGAACUUCUACCACGCACGAAGAGACAAUUGAUAUCCUCGCCCUCCUCAAGAAACGACUUCUAGAGAACAAGCGGUUCACACAUGCAUCAUUCAUCACGGACCCCGAAACAUGGCUUCGGGGACCACGGCAGGGAGGAAAACAAUCGUCUCGAGCGAUUUGCUACGGGAAUACCCGCGUCUCUCGUCUGCGCGCCCCAUGGAAAAUGGUCACACUCCAGACCAUGGCCGACUCCAUUAGACUGGACCCGGCGGACGUGGAGAUGGCGCUGCUGCAGCCCCAACUCUUGAAGAACCUGAAACGCGGGGCUCUGUGGACUCCUACACAGUCGCACUGGAGCAAGCUUGAUCCGCUGCAGCUGCAAUCGCCAGAGACUGUAGACCAGAUACUCCAGCAGCCCAUAUUCGACAAUCCAGCCAUAUGCGACCAGACAGGCGUGGGAGAAUCCCUCCGCUGUGGAAUGGAUAGGACAGCCGCUCAAGUGAACCCCGGAACGGGACGGCAGGAUACCGGCGGACUUGGUGCGACAAGUAACCGUCUUGGCGGAGAAGCGGGGCGCUUCUCAGAGGAUCUUUUGCCUCUUCCGACCACAGAUGCGGCCGGAGCAGCUCGCCCUUGAUCCCACGAUGUGGACCUGGAAACACCAAGGCUUGCAGCGACGAUCGGUUCCACUGCACCAGGUC